AUGGAUGAAAUGCAAGUGUUCAAAACAAAGAUCACAAACGCUUGCGUACUUAUCAAGUCUAAUGAACCACAAGUCAAUAACUUGAGCCAAGCAUUUGUGUUCCCCAAUCAAAUGGAGGAAUGCAAAGAGUACAUCGAAGAGGGAACUUCGAUGCUGAACUAUUUGGAAAAGUCAAUCAACUCAGCAAAGCAGUUUCCCAACACGUGCGCCAAAGAAGCCAUAGAGAACAUCAGUGGAAGAGCAGAGCAAAAAGAACGCGAAAAGCUCAUGCUAGAUUUGAACAAGCAUCUGGAAAAUGAAUCGAACAUGCUGAAAGUCGCUGUCAUACAGCGUUUAAAUAAGAUCGAGUUUAGAAAAGACGAGUUGCUGCAACAAAGUGCACUGAUGACUUCGUCUCAAGAAACCAACAACCAUACUGUAAGUAACACCAGCUGUCAAGAAAGGUCUACUGGUGCAACAACGCCACAAGAAGAACGCAACAUUCGUGUAUGA
This is a messenger RNA of Haemonchus placei, 492 nucleotides long. The record is from the annotation of a GenBank genome assembly. NCBI's taxonomy places the organism in Eukaryota, Metazoa, Nematoda, Chromadorea, Rhabditida, Trichostrongylidae.